CAAAAACUCAUUUGUAAAUUCACCUACCAAACCUUCUUAUUUAAAGCCAGCGUGGUACCAUAAAAAAUUUUCAUCACGAAAAUGACUGAAACUACAAUCGAUGCCUUCAACCAGGCCAACCAGGCUCAUCUUUUCCAAUUCUUUGACUCUUUAUCUAAACAAGAACAACAGCAGUUUUUGGAUCAGUUGACCAACAUCGAAGACCCAGUAAAAUUGGUGAGAACCGUGCAAAACGCCAUCAGCUUUUCGCAAAACAACUCAUGCUCCAGAUCAUUCACCCAGUUACCCAGAGAGCAAUGUGCAUCUACCUUGGACACUCCAAGUGAUCAGAAAUCCCAUUGGUAUAACUUGGGAUUGGAAGCCAUCAGCAAAAACGAGGUGGGGGUGAUAUUAAUGGCUGGAGGUCAGGGUACACGGUUAGGCUCCAGCGAUCCUAAAGGGUGUUUCAACGUGCAUUUGCCCUCGUCCAAAUCGAUGUUUCAAAUCCAAGCCGAAAAGAUCUUGAAGAUUCAACGCUUGGCUAAAGACAAGUAUCCUGGAUCCAAAGCCGUGGUUCCAUGGUACAUUAUGACCAGUAAACCGACCAGACGGUCUACGGAAGAUUUUUUUGAGUCUCAUGAUUAUUUCGGAUUACACAAGGACCAGAUCACCUUCUUCAACCAGGGCACUUUGCCAUGCUUUGACUUGACGGGAAGUAAGAUUUUGAUGGAGGGUCAAGACCGGAUUUGUGAAAGCCCCGACGGGAAUGGUGGCUUAUACAAAGCCUUAGCAUUAAACGGAAUCAUUGACGACUUUGAAAAGAAGGGCAUCAAGCAUUUACACAUGUACUGUGUUGACAAUGCCUUGGUAAAAGUGGCUGAUCCCGUGUUCCUUGGGUUUGCAAUCGACAAAGAAUUGCAAUUAGCCACCAAGGUGGUAAGAAAAAGAGAUGCCUGUGAGAGUGUGGGUCUUAUCGUAUUGGAUGAACAGUCUCUCAAACCCUGCGUUAUAGAAUAUAGUGAGAUUUCUUCUGAGUUGGCCAAUCAGUUGGAUCCCGAAGACCCAAACAAGUUGUUCUUGAGGGCAGCUAACAUCGUUAACCACUACUAUUCGGUGGACUUGUUGAAGAAGCAGAUUCCAAAUUGGACCAGCAGCCAACAGUACUUACCUUUCCACAUUGCCAAGAAGAAGAUCCCAUCGUUGAAUGAUGAAGGUAAGUUGGAGAAGCCCGUUGAAGUGAAUGGUGUCAAAUUAGAGCAGUUCAUCUUCGAUGUGUUCCCAUCCAUUGAACUCAACAAGUUUGGAUGUCUUGAAGUUGAUAGGACUUCUGAGUUUUCACCAUUGAAGAAUGCUGAUGGAGCCAAAAAUGAUACGCCCAAGACAUGCAAAUCCCAUUAUCUCAGUUUGUGCACCAAAUGGGUCAAAGAAAAUGGUGGUAUUGUUGAAGAUGGAGCAUUGGUGGAAGUAAGUGGUUUAACUAGUUACAAUGGUGAAGGUCUAGAAUUUGUUCGGGGAAAACUGUUCAAGAACGGUGAUAUUAUUUAGGUCAACAAAUACACGGUACGGAAAGAAUAAAUAGGUUCAGUAGGUCGAUCAUCAAAAUGCAUUUGUGUGU
Molecule: messenger RNA, 1594 nt
Organism: Yamadazyma tenuis ATCC 10573
Lineage: Eukaryota; Fungi; Ascomycota; Pichiomycetes; Serinales; Debaryomycetaceae
Source: RefSeq, a predicted model, not a curated record